Molecule: messenger RNA, 726 nt
Organism: Penicillium paradoxum
Lineage: Eukaryota; Fungi; Ascomycota; Eurotiomycetes; Eurotiales; Aspergillaceae
Product: putative zinc metallopeptidase
Exons: 5
Coding region: 1-726 (241 amino acids)
Molecular function (GO): hydrolase activity, acting on carbon-nitrogen (but not peptide) bonds, in cyclic amidines
Source: RefSeq, a predicted model, not a curated record
AUGCCCAAUUUCGACCUUCGGCCGGCAUGUUCCACCAAACAGCAAUUCAGUCACUCGGAUAUUCUCAGAAGAGGAGAGUGGCUCCUUGCCGAGUCUGCUGCAUCAGGCGUCACUGCAAUGAGAGCCUUUGUUGAGAUAGAUCAUACAGCUGCCAUUGCCCUAAAAGACCAAUGGAAGGAGUCUUGCGAUCUACAGAUAGUCUGGUUUGCGCAAGAUCCUAUAUUCUCCAGUGAGUACGGAGAGCAGAACGUGAAACUUCUGGAGCAUGCUUUACGGGCAUAUUCACAAAUUGAUGCCAUCUGGACAACGCCUUAUGUUGAAUCCCGUGUCGAUGCCGCAAAGGAAAAUAUUGAAUGGGCGAUUGACCGUGCCCUGCGGUUAAACAAACAUGUCGACUUCCAUCUUGAUUACAACCUCGAUUCCAGCAAAGAGGCUUUGUCUCUCAAACAACGAAACUGGACUGCCCAGUCAACAGACAAGCGUGUCAUGCUCGGCCAUUGUACACGGCCGACGCUGCCUACUGAGAGCGAAUUGGCCCGACUUGCAGCUGAUAUUCAUGAAUACAAAUUCCCAGUUAGCUUUGUUGGUCUACCAUCUAGCGAUAUCUACAUAGCAUCGCCUCCUAGAACGAGCGAGGAUUCCGAGCCAUCGCACAAUCACCCGAGAGGAACUUUACAAGUCAUCAAGAUGAUUCGUGAAUACGGUUGCGUGGAGGACAAAUUGUAG